UUCUAAAACAUUUUUACUUCUAGGUAGGAUAGUUAAUAUGUAGUAAUAUUUAAAUUUAAGUAGCUACAUUAUACCUAAUAUAAUAUUUAUAUAGAUAACCGUAAACCGUCGAUUUUUGAUAUGUUACUGUAACUUAGAUUGUAUUCCAAUAAUUUAUACAGCAAUUUACAACUACAGCCGUGCAAUGAGUAUAUUGUUGUUUUAUGAAAAUAAAUAGAGACUCGUGCAAUGUCGGUUCAACAAAGGUAUAUUGCCAGAGGCACAGGCGACGACGACCGAAUGCAAAGUGAAAUGGACAGAUUAUUACUUAAAAAAACUUUAGAGUGGGAGAUGAGCUUAGAUGCGAGAGAUUUACGUUCUCAUGCUUGGUAUCAUGGCGGUAUUACAAGAUCGAAGGCUGAAGAGCUGCUCGUAGAAGAAUAUGAACAAUAUGCAAACAAAACAAACCAUAGUGAUUGUGAUACAAUUGAAUCUACAAAUUCUAGUCUUGGAAGCUACUUUUUAGUCAGAGAUUGUUCUACGCAACCAUCAAAUUACGUGUUAUCGUGCCUCGUAUUAAAAAAAAAUUUGGGACCUAAUGUUAGUGAAACUUUAAAUAUUGCGUCUUCCAACUUCAAUCAUCAAGUUUUACAUUUUGUCAUUAAUAAGGUUGUCCUGGAAGCUGAUUCUGUCUACAAACGUGUUCAAUAUCGAUUCGAGCAAGAUUCUUUCGAUACAGUACCUGAUUUAAUAACGUUUUAUGUGGGCAGUGGUCAACCGAUUUCGUGUGGAUCGUUGGUGCGCAUUCGAACUCCUUGUAACCGAAAAUAUCCAUUGACGAUGAUGGAGGUGAACGAAAAUACCAGUAGUAGCAACGACAAUUUUCGAGUUGUGGGUAAAAGCGAUUCGCUGUUUUUCUCGUCGUCUUUAGAAGAUAUUUUACACAAUAAGUUUCCAACAACCACUUCCGGUAGUGCUCGAAAUAUUACACCUCCGAAAAUACCGGCAAAGCAAGCUGUACAAAAUAUACAACAACAAAUGAGAAACAACAUAAGGAAACACUCUCUAGAAAAAGGAUCUUUACGUGCAGGAAUUUCGUCAUUGGUUUGCUCAACUAAUUCAUUACCACGCACUGGAAGUGGUAAAAUAUCGUCAAGAUUAUCCUCAAUUAGCCCGAAUGUAAGUAGUUCUAGCAGUACAAUGCCUAGAUCAGCAAAGAUCGCAACCAAACAAAAUAUUUCAAACGAUAAAUUGCCUAACCACAAAAAUCUAUCAGCUAGUUAUAUUACUGCCAGUUCUGUUGUGUCGUCCAAUAGCAACAUUUCAAAUAUAUAUAAAAAUUAUCCAGUUACAAGUACGAACAAUGAGUUACCGUCGACUGACGGACUGUCGAGUCAAGGAGAAAACGAUGGCAAUAACGGCACUUUAAAAAAGCAACAAACUCCAAUCAACUUUGGCGGCGGUGUAAUGAUAAAACAUCCAUUACCCGCAAUGAGUGGACAAAAGUUUAGUUUGGAUUUAUCGUUUCAAAAUGACGGAUCGGUAAAGAAAAAUGUGUAUACAACGUCGGACGGAUCUCGUACCGAUUGUAAAUCGUUGUUUGCCGAUUUAGACAAUUUUCAAACUUUGUUGUUGCCAUCCACUUUGGAAGGUAAUAAACCCUUGGACGGAACGGCUCUUGAAGGAGUACAUUGGAUGAUACAACAGACGUGUUCGAGAGUUUUGGCCAAUCACAUAACCUACGUGGACUUAUCGAUCACGUUAUUUGGUAACGAGAAAGAAGCGUCGCAAGGGUACACUGAAAAUAUAGACAUUCGAGCGGCCGACGAGAAUUCCAUGUCGUCUACUGACAAUAGCAUAAAAAAAACCGUUUUAACCAGUACAAGUUGUCCGUUGGAAUUGUGCUUGUUGCCGACAGGCCAUCGUCGACGUUUGGAUCUUAUUGAAAGAAAUGAGUGUGUAAAGUUCUUAGUUGCAGUCACCAUAUUGACUUGUGAAACUUUGGAAAACAGAGCUCAACUGUUGGACAAAUGGAUUCAGGUAGCGAUUGAUUUGAAAACUGCAUUGGGCAAUUUGUACGGUUUUUCCUCUAUCAUGUCGGGUCUGUGCGAUUCCAGUAUACAACGGUUGAGCGAUCUUUGGCUGGCCCUUAGGAAAAAUUACACCGAUUCGGCGUUUAACUUUGAAGCGAAACUACGACCCCAGUGGCUGAGCAUGGACCGCGGUACUAAUCCUCAAGCUCCAAACACCACUAUACCUCACUUAAUGCCCAUACUUUGGGUUCAUGAAAAAAUUCACGUCUGCAGCACCGGAAUAUUCGAAAGCCAACAGCCCCAUACUACUUAUAACAAUAACGUCAAUAGGAGCAACGAACAAGAAAUCAACGGUACCGUAAAUUCAAUGGCCAGUACGCUUAAUCAUCAGCUAUCGUUUGACGAAAACAUUCUGAGUACUUCGGUCGGUUCACUCAGCACGGGCAAUGGCGAUUUUGGUUUGCAAACGUUGUUGAAUCACAUGCAGGCGGCCAGGUCACAUCUCCGGGCCCUUAACGAAUACCGUCGCAACGCCAAUACCGUAUUGCCUGCGAUCAACCCACGGGAGUGUUCUUCUAACAAAUCUUUAGCGCCGUUACCAAAUUCCAUGUCUGUCGAUCAGUUGCUGUUGGACUUGUUCAGCACCGAGUUUCUUUUGAAGUUUCUUUGGGGCAGCAAAGCCGUGACCAGUCAAAAACCGCCACAGACCAACGAUGGUUUCGAGGACGCCGAUCAAACACCGACUUCGACCGACGUAGACGGCAGACUGGACGUAGCAGCCGAUAUUGAAUCCGAUGCUAGUUGCAUGUGGCAACGUCAUGAAAAGUUCCGAGCGAUAUUGCGCGUAAUGUCGGAGAAAUGUGAAAGUCCCAAGACGUUAAAAGACCGAGUCGGUGAAAACGUAACGGCACCCUUACAAACUGCCGUUUAGUUUUACUGACUACGGUUUUUUUUUUUUUAAAUAGCCCAAAGUAUCGUCGUGGUACGUUUAAUUUUUUAAUUAAAAGUCUUUAAAAACAUAUAUAUAUAUAUAUAUCUAUAGUUUUAAAUUGUAGCUGGCAUAAAAAGUGGGAUUUUUUUUUUUGCAAACUAGGACUGACAAAAAGGUUAAUACCAAAUUUAAUUAAAAUCUAUAAUAAGUAACGUUACUUAACUAGGUAUUAAAAUUAAUUAACCUUGUAUUGCAUUGGGCAAGUGCUUAACAAUAUGUAUUGAACCAUUUAAAGUAUUUUUAGGCAUAAUUGAGGCUGUUCAGUUAAUGGUUUUUCGUCGACCGUUAACGACCAAAACCGAGUAGUCAAAUAGAAAAAAAACCCAGUCAACCUUAACAGCCUUAGUUAUAGCUUAUAUUAUACUUAACCAGUAUUAUUGAAAAUAAGAAAAUGCGAUAAACUUUAUGUUUCCUAAUUAUUUAUUCAGAUCUCUCUUUUUUUUAAAUAUAUAUCAUAGUAAAUAUUCUAUAUAAAUAUAAUUUAUAUAAUAUUUGUUGUCUUUAGAAAUAACAUAUUUUACAUAUUCUAUUUGUGUUGUGUGCUUACUUACAUUUUUUUUAUAUAAUAUGUUUGACGGUAAUUGCCUUUAAACAAAUAUUACAAUAUUGUAACUAAUUAACAAAUAAUACUCAUUUUUUUUUUGUGUGUUUGUGCAAUCUUUAAUGAUUUAUUUUUGUAUGUUUUUACAAAUUUUAACUUGUGCCAACAAUUAUUUAUUUAAUUUAAUUAAUGUAUCGUAUUUUAACGGUAUUGUCUUAAAUGACCGAAACCAAAAUAAGGAAGAAGAAAGAAUAUUAUGUUAAUAGCAGUAUUAUAGCGUGCAAACUGAAAAUGAUUCAUUUUUGUUUAAUCAUACGGGAAAAAUAGUAUUCUACUUAAGACCAAUAAACUUAAUGGUAAUUGCAUUACUUACUUUAUAGUAAUAAUUACUAACAGCAUUUACUUUUUUUACGAUUUGUUUUCUAUACAUUUUUAUUUAUUGUAACAAUUUUAUAUUAUUGUCAUUAUUUUUUACAAUUUUUUUUUUUAUUUUGUACCAGAAUAGUUUUUGUAUG
Adelges cooleyi (spruce gall adelgid) is the source of this 4059-nucleotide messenger RNA. Its product is annotated as breast cancer anti-estrogen resistance protein 3 homolog. Gene Ontology annotation, biological process: positive regulation of peptidyl-serine phosphorylation; small GTPase-mediated signal transduction. The transcript is spliced from 6 exons. NCBI's taxonomy places the organism in Eukaryota, Metazoa, Arthropoda, Insecta, Hemiptera, Adelgidae. The record is from RefSeq and is a predicted model, not a curated record. Bases 229 to 2943 code for a protein of 904 amino acids. Gene Ontology annotation, molecular function: guanyl-nucleotide exchange factor activity.